UAUUGAAACAUAUUUAGUACUUAGGUAUUUUACUUACAAAUUACAAUUUGUAAUAUGUAUUUAUAUUUUUACUUACGUUUUUUUUUCUAUAUAAUGUUUACUUGACAUUAGUUCCGUAAGACUAAUUUUCAUAUACUAACUAAAUUAGUAUGUCUUCAAGUAAAAGCAAUAAAAGCAUAAUCUUUUAUAAUGGGUUCCGCGAGAAAUCGUACUGUGGUUAUUGCAAGAAGGACAAAUCGAGUUAUAGCCAUGGUAUGUGGGCUUCAAGUCUUACUGUGCAAGCAUACCAAGAUUUGAUCGAUCGUGGAUGGCGUCGAAGCGGCAAAUAUUGUUACAAACCCACGAUGGAUAAAUCGUGCUGCCCAUUAUAUACUAUAAGAUGUGACGCAUUAGACUUCCAACUGUCAAAGUCUCAAAAAAAAAUCAUUAAGAAAGUUUCCCGAUUUUUAAAAAGUGGAAAACAGGAACAAAAUAUUUGGAAUUCUGAAGAAGCGCAAAGAGAACCUCAAGAAAAAUUUGAUUCCUAUGAUAUGCAUGAUAUUGAUAAAAAAAUGGAAGUUGUGGAUUCAAAUAACAGUAGUAUUGAAGAACUUAAUACACCGAAAAAAGAUUUACAAAAUUGUGCUUCAACUACAAAUUCUUGUGAAACAACAAAUAUAGAGAAAAAUGACGAGGUUUUAACCAAAUCCCUAGAUGAUGUAAACCAGCAAUCUAAAAUGAUAAAAGAAAAGAAAACAAUUAAACCUGGUAAAGGAGCAGAUCCAAACUUACCUAAAUGCAAAAAAAAAAAAUUAUUACGUAUUGAAAAGAAACUUGCAAAAAACCCAAAUGCAGUUAUUACCACUUUGACACCUCAACAAAAGACUGUUGAAGAUUUUAUCGCUGAAAAUGAUACUGUAUCCGAAGAGCAAGUUUAUAAUUUAAAAGUGUCUCUGGUCAAGACCGGCACAAUGGAGUUUGCUCAAACAUUUUCAGCUGGGGCUUCUCUCUUUGCCAAAUAUCAAAUGGCUGUGCACAAUGACCAACCAAAUGAAUGUGAUACGGCACAAUACAUAGAGUUUCUUGUCGAUUCACCUUUACAGUUCGAAAACACAGACGUCGCCGAUCAUCCUGGUUACGGUUCGUUUCAUCAGCAGUAUUGGCUCGGUAACAAAUUAAUUGCUGUAGGUGUUAUCGACAUCUUACCAAAGUGUGUAUCGUCAGUUUAUCUGUUCUACGACCCAGAUUAUUACCAUUUAGUAUUAGGAACCUAUAGUUCAUUGAGAGAGAUAUGUUUGGUAAGACAACUACAUAAAAUGUCACCAGAUUUGAAAUAUUAUUAUAUGGGCUUUUAUAUUAACUCCUGUCCAAAAAUGCGUUACAAAGCUCAUAUUAAACCAUCAUACUUAUUAUGUCCUCUUCAAUACACGUGGCAUAAUACAGAAAUAUGUAUACCAAAAUUGGAUAAAGCAAAGUAUGUAGUUUUUAAUGAUACUGAUAAGGAAGAAGACGGAUCUAGAGUCGAAGAUGUUCCUAUGUUAUAUUGUGGAAAACUUAUGACCCAUUCAGUUUAUAAGAGAAUAACUAAAGUUGACAUUCAAGAUCAACUGUUGGAGUAUAUUAAAUUAGUUGGACCAAAUCUUGCAAAACUGUUGAUUUAUUGUGUCUUAGAUUAGUUAACAUAUUUUGUACAGAAAACUAAGCGAAACUAUAAACAGUAUGGUUUAUAUUAUGUUAGGAUUUUACAAUAAACAAUUUAUAUACCUA
Messenger RNA from Adelges cooleyi (spruce gall adelgid), 1746 nucleotides. It is a transcript of the gene Ate1, whose product is annotated as arginyl-tRNA--protein transferase 1. The record is from RefSeq and is a predicted model, not a curated record. Gene Ontology annotation, cellular component: cytoplasm. Gene Ontology annotation, molecular function: arginyl-tRNA--protein transferase activity. Gene Ontology annotation, biological process: protein arginylation. Bases 150 to 1655 code for a protein of 501 amino acids. The transcript has 11 exons. Lineage: Eukaryota; Metazoa; Arthropoda; Insecta; Hemiptera; Adelgidae.